UGUUUGCUCAAGCGAGCUGUUGGAUGCAGGGGGAUCCCGGCUCUUCCUGCAUGAACCUGAAACCUCUUCUGUAGGCACCAUUUUUCACCACCACAACACUUAACCUGUCGUCCAUGCGGUCUUUCAUCCAGCUGGAGGCCCCGGUCGAACCCCCAUUCUCUGUGUGGAGUUAGAGGAGUGCCUGACUGUACACACGGAGCACAAACAACCUGGGUUUACCUUAUCUGAGACGGAAGCACGAGGAAGGUUGAAAAGUGAAGCACUUCUCUUUUAUUUGCGCCCAUCUGUUUGUGUGCUGGACUUUCAGGACUCGAGAAAUCGCAUUUUGGUUUGAGGUGUAAAAAAAUAUGGAGAAACUGAGCUAAAGAUGGGAUCGGUGUUGUCAUACUUUGGCGGGUUGUGUGGCGAGAAGAAAGCGAUAGAGGAGGAGAGAUUCUUACGAGCCAACGACAGGCCUUUCAACCUCGCUUAUAAAUAUGCUAACAAUGCCAUCAAGACCUCCAAAUACAACAUCAUCACCUUCCUGCCGCUCAACCUCUUCGAGCAGUUCAGGAGGCUCGCUAAUGCCUACUUCUUCUUCCUCUUUUGCCUUCAGCUAAUUCCUCAAGUCUCGUCUCUCUCCUGGUUCACCACGGCUGUGCCUCUGGUUUUGGUGCUGUCUAUAACUGCAGUUAAAGAUGCUAACGAUGACAUAAACAGACACAAAAACGACAAACAAGUCAAUAACCGCAUGGUGGAGGUCCUCGUCGAUGGAGAACUGAAAAAGGAAAAAUGGAUGAAUGUCGAGGUCGGGGACAUAGUCAAACUGGGGAGUAAUGAGUUUGUCACAGCAGAUCUUCUGUUGCUGUCCAGCAGUGAACCUCUGAAUCUGGUCUACGUGGAAACAGCAGAGUUAGAUGGUGAAACCAAUCUGAAGGUGAAACAGGCCCUGACUGUAACUGGAGAUAUGGGAGACUGCAUCGAAGUGCUGGCUAACUUCAAGGGUGAAGUAAAAUGCGAGCCACCUAACAACCGUCUAGACAAAUUCAGGGGGAACCUGACAGUGAACCAACAAACCUACUCUUUGGACAACGACAAAGUGCUGCUCAGAGGGUGCACCCUCAGGAACACAGAGUGGUGCUUUGGCGUGGUCAUUUUUGGAGGUCCUGACACCAAGCUAAUGCAGAACAGUGGAAAGACUUCAUUCAAACGGACGAGCAUCGACCAUCUGAUGAAUGUCCUGGUGUUGUGUAUCUUUGGUUUCCUGGCAUUUAUGUGCACCGUUCUUUCCAUUGGCAAUGCAAUCUGGGAAGCCCAUGAAGGAUCCAACUUCACAGCGUUUCUUCCUCGUGAGCCAGGCAUUGACACUGGUCUCUCAUCGUUCCUCACCUUCUGGUCCUACGUCAUCGUCCUCAAUACAGUGGUGCCCAUCUCUCUCUACGUAAGUGUGGAGAUCAUCCGGCUGGGGAACAGCUUCUUCAUAGACUGGGAUAGGAAGAUGUAUUAUCCAAAGAAUGACACUCCAGCCCAGGCGAGGACCACCACGCUCAAUGAGGAGCUGGGACAAAUCAAAUACAUCUUCAGCGACAAAACCGGGACUCUUACACAGAAUAUCAUGACUUUCAACAAGUGCACCAUUAAUGGAAAAGCUUAUGGGGAGCUGUUUGACUUUGCUGGACAAAGGGUGGAAAUAACAGAGAAAACGGAGAAGGUGGACUUCUCCUGGAACCGUCUGGCAGAUCCAAAAUUCGUCUUUCACGACCACAGCCUGAUGGAGACAGUGCGAGAGGGAAGCCCAGAGGCUCAGGACUUCUUCCGCUUGCUGGCUCUGUGCCACACCGUCAUGCCCGAGGAAAAGAAAGAGGGAGAGCUCUACUACCAGGCUCAGUCACCGGAUGAGGGCGCUCUAGUAACCGCAGCGAGAAACUUCGGGUUUGUUUUCCGCUCACGCACACCGGAGACCAUCACUGUCAUGGAGAUGGACAGACACGUGAACUAUGAACUUCUGGCUGUUCUGGACUUCAAUAAUGUACGGAAGAGGAUGUCGGUAAUAGUGCGUAACCCAGAGGGCAAGCUGACUCUGUACUGCAAAGGGGCAGACACCAUCAUCUAUGAGCGACUGCACCCCUCCUGCAACAAGCUGAUGGAAGUUACCAGUGGACACCUUAGCGAGUAUGCGGGCGAUGGCCUCCGUACGCUGGUUCUGGCUUCCAAGGAACUAGAUGAGAGGUACGUGGACGACUGGAUGCAGCGCCACCAUGAGGCCGUCAUCGCCAUGGACGGGAGAGAGGAAAAACUUGAUGAACUUUAUGAAGAGAUGGAGAAGGAUAUGAUGUUGUUGGGAGCGACAGCUGUGGAGGACAAGUUGCAAGACGGUGUGCCACAGACCAUUGAGCAGCUGUCUAAAGCUGACAUCAAAAUCUGGGUAUUGACUGGGGAUAAACAAGAAACCGCAGAGAACAUUGGCUACUCUUGCAACAUGCUAAGAGAAGAGAUGAAGGAGGUUUUCGUGGUAGCAGCCAACACGGCUGAAGAAGUCGAGGAGGAGCUACGAAACGCACGAAGGAAAAUGUGUCCAGAAGCACCAGACAAGGCAACUGUGAUCAGGAGUCGUGCGGGCCUGUUUUGGCUUGAGAAGACAAAGACUGUGGAGGACGAGAAAGUGGACGGACAAUAUGGCCUGAUUAUAAACGGGCACAGUUUGGCCUUUGCGUUGGAGAAGGGCAUGGAGCUAGAGCUGCUGAGGACAGCGUGCAUGUGUCAGACCGUGAUUUGCUGCAGGGUCACCCCUCUGCAGAAGGCCCAGGUGGUCAAGCUGGUCAAGAAAUACAAGCAGGCCGUCACUCUUGCCAUUGGAGACGGCGCCAAUGACGUUAGCAUGAUCAAGGCUGCUCACAUCGGGGUGGGUAUCAGUGGGCAGGAGGGGAUGCAGGCGGCCCUCUCCAGCGACUUCUCCUUCGCCCAGUUCCGCUACCUUCAGCGCCUCCUGCUGGUGCACGGCCGCUGGUCGUACAUACGCAUGUGCAAGUUCCUCCAGUAUUUCUUUUACAAGAACUUCACCUUCACCUUCGUGCACUUCUGGUAUGCCUUCUUUUGCGGCUUCUCUGCGCAGACUGUGUAUGAUGAGUGGUUCAUUACCCUGUACAACAUGGUUUACACAGCUCUACCUGUCCUCGGCUUGAGCCUCUUUGACCAGGAUGUAAAUGAUCGUUGGAGCUUCCAGUAUCCUCAGCUCUACGUUCCGGGCCAGCUGAACAUGUACUUCAGUAAGAAAGCCUUUGUGCAAUGUGCGUUGCACAGCGGCUACAGCUCCCUCGUCCUCUUUUUUAUCCCGUGGGCUGCCAUGCACGACACGGUCAGAGAUGACGGCAAAGACGUCGCAGACUAUCAGUCCUUCGCUUUACUGGCGCAGACCUGCCUGCUCAUCGUGAUGAACACGCAGCUAUGCCUGGACACCCAUUACUGGACAGCUGUGAACCAGUUUUUCGUGUGGGGCAGCCUGGCAGCCUAUUUCGCCAUCACGUUCACCAUGUACAGCAACGGCAUGUUCCUCCUCUUCACCUCCGCUUUCCCCUUCGUCGGCACGUCAAGAAACUCUUUGAACCAGCCGAAUGUGUGGCUCACCAUAUUCCUGACCUCCCUCCUCUGUCUUCUACCCGUCGUGGCUUUCCGCUUCAUUCGCAUACAGCUUCGCCCCACCAUCAACGACAAGGUGAGAUACAAGGUGCGAAGGGAGGCCCUGCCGGCGCCCGCUCCUCGCCGACCACCCGCCAGGCGCGUCAGCACGCGUAAGUCGGGCUACGCCUUCUCCCACUCCCAAGGCUACGGUGAUCUGGUCACGUCUCGCAAGUUCCUCCUGAAGCGAGUGGUGAGGCCUCGGCAGGUCAUUUUCGCACAAACGGACUCCCCCCUGGCUCAGAACCAGCCGCAGCACUACCGCACCAUAGCUGAGGAGCCAGAGGUGACAAAGAAUGUCAGCUGGGAGUUAUGAAGCCACAAUGAAGAGUGGAUAGUCGUGUUGUUCUUUUGGUUUUUUAGAGUCACUACCUGGAUGGUUUCCAGGUCAAACUUUUACACAGGCAUUACAGAAAGUCAUGAUGUUUUAUAAGGAAUAAAUAUAGUAUUACAGUCUUAAAGGACCACAUUGAUGGUUUUACAUGUCUUAGCUUAAAAAUAUAGUCAGUAUAAAAUAUAUAUAUUAUUGCAUUUUUAAAUUUGGUGUUUAAAAUGCUUGUGUAUUUUGUUUCUGGCUGGAGGUCUGGCACCGUUUCCCCCUGGUCAGUUUUUCAAAGCCUGAUUCCAGGUCUUGCGCUGUCGCACUCCACGAAACAGCAUGAACAUUUAAUUGCCUUAACUAUGUUUUUUCCCCCCCAGUUUUUGAGAACCAUUUCUGUAAUAUGUGUGACAAGUCCUGUGAAAAGAAAAAAAAGAGAUUCAAUUCACAUUAUUUUACAAACUGGUGGUUUUGUCGCUUGCACGCAAAGUCUGAUUUUCCAACAACAGAGCUCACAAGUGUCAUGUUCCUCCAUCCCUGCGUCGUCAAUUGUGCACAACUAAAUACAAUAAAAUGAAAGAUUUCUAUUUUUUUUUUUUUUUUUUACUGUAAAAUAAGCAAUCACAACAGUUAUGUGAAAAGUACCAAAGGGGGGAUAUUAACUGUGCGCUGAAUAUUAACAGUUGACUCUGAAAUUUCAGAAGUCAACAUGAGCCUGACGCACUGACAAGGUGAAAUUAAAAAAAAAAAAAAAAAAAAAAGUCUGAUUGUGUGUAUUUGAUUUAACAAACAGAGGUGGAAGGGUCACCUUCUUUAUCUUAAACGUGAAAUAAACUAAUAUUAAAAGCGGCCUGGCAGGUACAAGCGUGUGUGAUAAGCAGUGAUAACUGGCCAUAGAUACUGUAGAUACUGCUUAAAAAAAAAAAAAAAAAAACAUUAUGUACAGUGAGAUUAAUUUUGCCUCUUGCACACCCUCUUUUUUAUAUAAAGUUUGUUAGUUAAAUUAAAAAAUAAAUGAAUUUAAAACUUGACACUAGCUGAUGAGGAGGACUUGGAUUACUACACGGAUUCCAACACUGUCAGUCUGAGGUAAAACUGUGAUUCCUGUUUCUACGAUCAUCUUUUUUUUUUCUCUCGUUCUGUUGAAAUGUAUUGUUUACAAGAAGAUUUCUGGACUUAAUUUUAUAACUGUCGUCAUGUGUUAACAUGUGUUAAUAAUCUGUCUGUUCUUUUAAUGUUCAGUCAUUCGUGAACGUAUGGUUUGACCUGACACCCGGACGGUAACAGUGUUUCUGAAGCACAGCCAGGGGUCAGUGUUGUUACCGUAGCUGUGUCACGCUCUAGGGCCACAGAGCCCAACGUACGGCUCAUUAAAUCCUGAAAGUUCUGUUAUGAUGUACCUCGCUGAAAAAUAUGGCACGGACUAAAGGCUGUAAGAAAUUUGAAACUGAAUUUGCCACAUUUUUGUGUGGUAGCUCAUCUGUUAAUAAAACCAACUCACAAA
Messenger RNA from Mugil cephalus (flathead mullet), 5477 nucleotides. Its product is annotated as phospholipid-transporting ATPase ID-like. Gene Ontology annotation, molecular function: ATP binding; magnesium ion binding; ATP hydrolysis activity. The coding region runs from base 368 to 3970 and encodes 1200 amino acids. Lineage: Eukaryota; Metazoa; Chordata; Actinopteri; Mugiliformes; Mugilidae. Gene Ontology annotation, biological process: phospholipid translocation; Golgi organization. Gene Ontology annotation, cellular component: plasma membrane. The transcript has 28 exons. The record is from RefSeq and is a predicted model, not a curated record.